CCUAUAUAUCUCCAGCCACAGGACAGGUUUUUGAGUGUAUUGCAGAUGUAGGAAUAAACCAAGGUCAGACACAGCGUGAUGAUAAACUGCUAAUGUCAUUUGCCACACGCUGAUGCAGAGGAGAAAAAUAUGUCCAAAUAACCUAUUUCUCGGAGUCGUUUCAAAAUACGUCUGUGCGUAAAGUAGCUCAUAAAAUGCGUCAUAUAAUGCAACGUACUUGAAUAACAUCUAACAAAAUUGGUUAAGCGUUUUCAUUCAUUUUCAAAAUAUCUGCUUCGUAUAUUUUUUUUUUUACCUGAAUCAUUAAAUGUUUGAUUAAAGCUACAAACUAGUAAAAAGACAGUACAAGACUAGCUAAACAAAUUCACGUUGUCUCUAAACUUUCUUCGAUAGUGUGAUAAAGGCAGGUGCAGAGCAUCAGUUUGACGUCAGGAGCUGCGGACACCGGCGGGCGAGAGCGCUCAGACACAUUUGUCAAGUGUCCAAACACAGUGUGUGGGGUCUCGCGCACCUGGCACAAAGUUACCGCGCAGAGCUCCACAUUCACCGCGAGCGCAAUGAAUUACAACAAGUCUAGCGGUCCGUCCCGCAGCAACUCUGGUUCGGUGGACGAGCUCGUGAUCACAUCGACUUUCGGGACGCUGCUGUCGGUGGUUUACAUCGUUGGAGUGUCGGGAAACGUCUACACGCUGGUAGUCAUGUGCCACUCCAUCCGCUUCGCCACUUCCAUGUACAUAUCCAUCAUCAACCUGGCGCUCGCGGAUCUCCUUUACCUCUCCACGAUCCCUUUCGUGGUGUGUACGUACUUUCUAAAGGACUGGUACUUCGGGGACGUGGGCUGCAGGAUACUGUUGAGCCUGGACCUGUUAACUAUGCACGCGAGUAUCUUUACUCUGACGGUGAUGUGCAUGGAGCGCUACCUGGCAGUGACUAAACCGCUGGAUACUGUUAAACGCUCCAAAAGCUACCGAAAAGCCAUGGCGUGGGGCGUUUGGAUUUUGUCCCUCGUUUUAACUCUGCCCAUGAUGAUUAUGGUUAAUCAGACUACUAAAACAACAGCAGACGGAGGGGUGAAGAGGAUGUGCGCGCCCACCUGGGCACCCCAGGCGUAUAAAUUGUACCUGACUGUCCUGUUCUGCACGAGCAUAAUGGCGCCAGGGCUUGUCAUUGGUUACUUGUACACCAGACUGGCCAGGACGUACCUUGAGUCCCAAAAGACGCCAGCUGUUAAAGGCAGCAAGCGCUCGCCGAAACAGAAAGUUUUAAUAAUGAUUUUCACCAUUGUGCUCGUGUUUUGGGCGUGCUUUUUGCCCUUUUGGAUAUGGCAACUUGUGCCUCUGUACCACAAGCCCUUCAGUCUAGCCUCACACACACACACGAGCAUCAAUUACCUUGUGGCGAGUCUGACCUACAGCAACAGCUGCAUCAACCCGUUUCUGUACACGCUCCUCACUAAGAAUUAUCGGGAGUAUCUUAAAAACCGCCACAAGAGUUUUUACCGCUACACGUCAUCGUUUAAACAGCGCCCACCGAGUUUGUACUCUUGGGGAAAGUCUGCGUCAUCCAGUAAUCAGUUUGAGUUCAACUCUGAGACGCUUGCCAUGGCGCAGUUAAAGGUGAUGCAGUGAAGAGAUUGGAAAGCUUAACCCGUUCUGCGAAGGGUUCCUGUCACUCAUCCGUCCCUUUAAACCAGGUGGAUCCUACGGCAAUGAGGGGUUAUCAAUGGCAAAAUCAGGGUCACAUGUGAAGGACACCGUGAUGGCAUAUCGUGUGCCCCAAGCAACCUUCUCCACAUGAUGGAGGUUCUCAGAACCGGAUGAGAAGAAGGAGACCCGACCUGCAGCAGAUAAAAGAAGAGGUGCUGAGCGAGAGAAACGAGAGAAGGGGUGAAGUGAUGUGCUGAAAAAUUGCAUAUGGCGUAUGCUGAAGUCAGCCUAGAGUCAAUCAAUGAUGUUUUGAACUCUGAAGAUACUUUUUCUUCUUCUGUUUUUAAUACCUUUUGUAAAAGCUUUUUUUAAAGAUGAAUUUAAAUGUUUGUUAUUGACAAUUGCUGUUGUGUCUCAUAAUGACAGUACACCGUAAAUAUAAUGCUGAUGGAAAGUGGCUUCAAAGCAUUUACAAAUACAAGUGGAUGCUGAGAUAAUUGCUAAAUGAUUCUAAUAUAGCCUGGGUGGACUGCUGAAUUCAUUAUAAGACUUAAAACGGAAGGAAAAAAUUGGCGGAACUUUAUGUAUGUAAAUUCCCUCCAUUACGUCUGCCUGCUACUGACCUUUGUAGACCAUUCCUGACCAUGAAAGGUGUACUGAAUCUCAUGAAACGUUCAUGUUUUAAAAAAGAAAUUUUUAAAAGUUGAAAUGCAUGUGUUAAAUUCUAUGAAUAAAUGCUGAAUGUCGGACUGCACUGCUGGAGGAAUAUACAUAAUGCAAGAUGGAGCAAUUCCAAAGUGUUAGGCAAGCAGCUGGAAUUCUUUGAUAAAACAAGCUGGAAGAAAGAAUGCAAUACAUGUUAAAAUGGAGAAAACAUUCAUGAGUCAAGAGUUUGAACAAAUGAUGACUUUGUAAUGCACAAAACAACAUUUGCAGUCAUAGAUGAGCAAAUGACUUUUCUCAGUUUGGUGUUUAUAAAAACAGCAUCAUAGGGGAUAACAUACAAACCUAUGUACUAAAAGCAAAAAUCCACUACUUUUCAAGGCUUAAGAUAAUAAAUUACAUUACACAU
Danio rerio (zebrafish) is the source of this 2718-nucleotide messenger RNA. The record is from RefSeq and is a predicted model, not a curated record. NCBI's taxonomy places the organism in Eukaryota, Metazoa, Chordata, Actinopteri, Cypriniformes, Danionidae.